Scheffersomyces amazonensis is the source of this 1770-nucleotide messenger RNA. RefSeq lists its product as uncharacterized. Bases 140 to 1726 code for a protein of 528 amino acids. The record is from RefSeq and is a predicted model, not a curated record. The transcript has a single exon. NCBI's taxonomy places the organism in Eukaryota, Fungi, Ascomycota, Pichiomycetes, Serinales, Debaryomycetaceae.
UAUAAUUCUACAUAGAAAAGGUUAAACAUCCAUACUGCAGGCCUUGCGAAUUUUUUUUCACUAUUUCUUGGUAUAUCUCGUAAGACUUUUUCAGAGGAAAUCAAUCAAUACUCCACUAUAGUCUAAUUGUAUUAUAGAAAUGACGAUAGUGGAUCAAUUGAAUGGUUUAUUGAUUGGAUUAAUUGUGGUGUUAGGAACCAAUUAUGUAAUUAAAGCUUAUUUUAAAUAUCAUAGAGAUGUUCAUGAAUUAUAUGUUCAAGAUCAAUCAGUAGUUGAAACAACGCGAUUACCCCAUGAAUCACCUAUUUAUAAAUCAAAUAAAUUAGAUCAUAAUUCAGGAUUAAGAAUUGGAUUAGAUAUUAGAUAUGAUCAUUAUAAAAUUAGACAUGGGAAUUUAAAUGAUAUUUGGACAAUUAUUUCUAGUGGUAAUAGUACUGAAAAUGGAAUUACAAUAAAUAAUGAAUUUAGAAGUUUUAGUAAAUUAAAUCAUCAAAUUAAACUUGUAUGUGAAUUCUUUAAUCAACAAAUUAAAAAUGUUCAUACCAUUAGAAUUAAUCAAAGAUUAUUCUUAAUUAAUUUAGAAGUAUUGGUAUUUAUUUUCAGUGCAUUUAUUAAUCAAAUAACUGUUGAAUUUUAUGAUUCUUCUAAAGUAUUUAAUAUAAAUGAUCAUGAUGAAGGUAUUUGGUGGUUAGUGGAUGAUGAAGAAUUAUUGAAUAUAACUUCUACUAAUUAUAUAAACAUUCAUGAUCAAACAAUUUAUAAACCAUUAUCAAAAGAUGAAUUAAUUACUCAUAAGUAUGAUUAUUCUUCUAGUAAAGAUAAAGGUGUAGCAGUUCGUAUUAUUGGAAGAACACUUUCAGGUAAUCCCAAUAUGACUACAACAGUUGAAUUCACUCAAUUGAAUUUAAUUAGUGCUAUUGCUUCUUCAUUAAAACAUUUACCAGAAAGUAAAGCUUUAUCAUCAAAGGAUACAGUAAUGAUCAUUCAAGAAAUAGAUUCUAGUAAAUUUUCAUCUUCAACAGGAUUAAUUAGUGAUUUAGUAAGAAUCUUAGCAUCCUUAACGGCUAAGGCUAGUGUUGAAAUUUAUAAUCAUAAAGAACCAACAUUGACAUGGAAGGAAUUGUUUGGAUUAGGAGUUACAGUACUUUCUAUCAGUACAGCCAAUAAACAUUUAACUUUAGAUACUAUUCUUAAAGAAAAUUCAAUCUUGAAUCCUAUCUAUCGGUUUACAAGAUACUUCCGAUUACAAUCACUUAAAAGUGGAAGAUUUCCUGGGAAUAAUGGAUUCCAACUGUUACGAUUAAUUUAUUUACAUUCACCAAUAACUCAACCUGUCAAAUACACACUAUAUGAAUUAAAUGAAUUCAGAAGUGAAACUUCAAGUAGAAUAAUUCGAGAAUUUUAUCAUUAUAGUUUAUCAGGACCAGUUAUUCAAAGUGAAUUUUAUGAUUAUAGACAAUUUCAAUUACCAAUUGGUUGUAAAGGUUGUGGAUGUUUAAGUCAAGCAUUAGAUAUUAAACUUGUAGAUAUUAAUGAAAAGAAUAAAAUUGGUAAUGUUGUGGUUCGUGGUUAUACUAUUGGUAAAACCACUAAUAAAUUUAUUAAUGAAAAUAGUUAUGAUGGUAGUAAUAAUAAUACUAGUAUACCAAAUAAUAAUGAUGGAUUUAUGCCCUUAACAAAUGUUAAAGGUAAAUGGGGUAAUGAUGGAUGUUUGUAUAUAUUUUAGAUACAAAAGUUUACACAAGUUUACAAAGUACAAAGUUUAUAAAA